AUGCCAAGAUCGUUCCUGAUUAAGAAGAGGCGGCAGAAUCCUACCAAGAUGGAAAACAGAGACGUCGAAGUUCCGAACAUCGCAAGGCAAUGUUCAUCUGAAAAUGUUGAAGGUAAAUAUAAUCCCUAAAUGUUCGAACUGAGCUCUGUAAUAUGUUCCGAAUAGUUUUUUUGCUAUGUGACUCUCAUGGUAUCUUAAUUCUAAACCUGCCCUAGCAAAAUCGCCGUUUCUAUAUGAUUCAUGAGACAAUUAUAUCAAUCAAAUGAGCCUCUUUUUUGUAAAAGUACAUAAUUUGUCCUCAAAGAUCGCAGAGGUAUCAAUUCGCCAAAGAGGUGACAAAAUAAAUAAUUGAAACAAAGACGUUAAAACUGAAAAUGAUGAACUGAAUUUCAAAUGACAAAUUUGCCUUUUAUUCGGGGCGGUUUACAUUGCUGUCGACAAUUUAACUUUUCGUUACUGAAACACACCUGAGACUGAUCGGACAAAAACUCUUUGCCGAGGGGUAAGAGAAUGAAUUAAUUGUUAUCUGUUUCCAAAUUUCUUAACACAUAUUGGAUGGCUGGAUAUAUCAAAAACAUGCCCUUUUCACCCUGCCCUUCGCAACUGAGGCUCUGUAUGUCCACACGAAUCUUUUUUCAUUUUAAUGUCGCUCCUGAUGGGAUGCAUUUUAGAAUCGUUGUGAAAAGAAGAAAAUGUUCAUCGAAAAUCUAAACAUUAAAAAGCGCCUUCCAGCGGCGUAUGACAUUAUUACUUCUUACGCGCUUUAAACCACGGUUAACGCUUGAUUAAUAUUGCUCCCUUUAAUUCGCUCUCGAGUUUAAUCAGAUGUAUUUAAUGCUGCAUUCAUUAUCUAUCAGGGCAAUUGAUCGUCAAAAAUAAGAAAAUUAUAAAUGGUUUUGAUUGCGCGAUCGCGCAGACGUUAACAUAUACACCAGCGCAUCGGCACUGUCAGUCUUAGCAAGUCUUUAAGAGUAUUCUGUAGAGAUUUACCCCGCGGCGCAAAAGCUUUGUACUGAGAUUUCCGAAAUGAGACUACCAGUGUGGAGCAACACUAUUUGCUGCGUGUUCGGUUAGUCGGAAAUGAGAACUUUCGAGUUAAAGCGCAUUUGUGUGAACGGGCGCUGUAAAACUUUUGGUGUACUAGUUAUUAAAUCAGCCAGUGGUCAAAUAAGCCCUCUCACUCGAGUAAAUCCAUUUAAUAGGUUUGUACGCACAGAAUCGAAGCAUUUAGUAAUGAUGACAAGGAAAACCGGCUUGCGUAAAAUUACAUUUUCAUUACUGAACCUAGAUACUUUUAAUGCAGUCCCCGUUUUCUUUAGUUAAUCGAAUUAAGUUAAGUUUUAUAACAGAUAAGAUUGUGAAGUAGAAGACCUUUUGUUUUGGGUCAGGCGAGACUGAAACAGGAAAAUUGGGAUAAAGAGCGGGAGCACUUCUUCCCUCAACUUUUCCUCUCUCUCCAUCCCUUUCUCUUCCUUCUUCUCCUUAUUUCCCGGCCUGUUCAAGCUAGGGGUAUUUCGAAAUUCAGUGAUAUUCUUAAGACAAGCGAUCUCUAUCCAGUUUAAAUGAUUGGAGUGUGCAAGCCACCUGAUUCGCAUGUAUUUUUUACUUCGACUCCUGACUAUGAACAAAUGAAACCUUUUUGAAUUGUUUGUUGAUUGAGUCCGUCUAUGUUGAUAUCAAUGGAUAACUAGAAAACGAUUAAGAUUUCUAGCGAAUACUCUCGGAACACGCGCUGGUUUCUUAAACUUGCCAUUAUGGUUAAUAAUUCCCCGUAUCUGAAUUUUUGUCGGCUUUAUGUCUAUUGCAGAUGUGGAACAUCAUGGUAACUCGCUAAGCAACAAAAUGGCUACUACUGAGGUCAAGUUAAGCGCUUUCACAGCCCGGUUCUUGGAAAACAGAGAAAUGAAUUUGAAAUUUACUUCACACUUCCAAACGCCACAAGAACUUUCAUUAGAGCAGUCAGAUGAGCAAUCUUCCGCAAAGUACACCACAACUGCUGUCAAGUGGGGCUUGACUUGGGAAAAAGUGAAUGAAAAUGGUUUUGAUGUGAAUUUUUUCAAGAACGAGGGCUAUAUUCUUCCUGCGAUGAUAAAAAUAGAAGAAAGAGAUGAUGGAGAUGGGGUGCAAAAUAUGAUGUGGGGAAGGAACGACUGGCAAAACUCGUUUGUACAAAGGGGUGUCCUCGAGAAGGACAAGGCGGCCGAGUGUCUUCUCCCAGAAAGAGAAAACUGUGGCAGCGAGACCAUUUCAGACGUGAGGAAUAAGGAAGGUUUUGAGAACUCAACCCUGUUUCAAGAAGAUGCUGUCCUGAAACGUGAAGAGCCAGUGGAUCAAAGACCCCUAUCAGCCUCCGGUUUGAAAGAUACGAAAGAGGCGACGUUCAGCAGUGAUAGCGAGACCAAGGAAACACUCUUACAGCAGCAGCAUGUAAAAACAAGUAGCUCUUCGAGUAAAAAAUAUCGCUACACAUGUGAUGUUUGUGGUAAAUCAUUUAGCCGUUCCAAUACUUUGACCACACACAGAAGAAUUCAUACCGGGGACAAGCCUUUUAUCUGUGAGCAGUGCGGCCGUGCCUUCCGACAGCCAGGAAACCUGACGCGUCACCGAUUAACUCACACUACCGUCAAACCGUACGUGUGCACGCAGUGCAACAAGGCAUUCAACCGUGCUUCUAACCUGCAUACCCACAUGCGCACGCACACCAACUACAAGCCGUUCAUUUGUGACUUCUGCGGAAAAGGGUUUCACCAGAAAAUCGACAUGAAGAUCCACCGAUACACCCACACGGGCGAAAAACCACACAAGUGCGACAAAUGUGGACGCGGUUUCAAGCAGCUGACACACUUGACGUAUCACCUGAGAACCCAUUCCGAAAUGCGUUUAUAUCAGUGUGAAUACUGCGGUAAAGGUUUUAAUCAAAAGGGAAACCUACAGGCGCAUAUCUACGGUCACACUGGAGAACGGCCCUUCAAAUGUCAGGUUUGUGGCAAGGGAUUCACAUUAGCCUCCACGUUGAACACACACAAGAGGACGCAUGCGCCCAAGAAGCCUUUCCAGUGCCAGUUCUGUACCAAAGCAUUUUAUCAAAAGAAUGCGCUUAAGACGCACUAUAUAGCUUCCCAUCCGUUUGCAAAUGGUGUUAGCCUUUUGUAA
Messenger RNA from Porites lobata, 3153 nucleotides. The record is from the annotation of a GenBank genome assembly. Lineage: Eukaryota; Metazoa; Cnidaria; Anthozoa; Scleractinia; Poritidae.